AUGGUGGAGAAUUCAGAGACGGUUGCAACUCUGAAACAAAAGAUUUGUGAAUUAGAGAAAAUUCCAACAGAUUGGCAAGAACUUACUCUUGAGCCAAAAGUUUCAGAUACGCUAUCUACAAAAGAAGAUGAAUCAGUUUUAAAGUCUCUUUCAACUGAGGAAACCAAUCUGGAAGACACUAAAACUAUGUCCUAUUACAACAUCGAGGAGCUGCAGAUAAUAUCUCUGGAUAUUCGUAUGCAUACCUUAAAUGAAGAAACUGCAAUGAAAGUGUAUAUCCGUAGACCAAAUCGUCCACACAAUCGUGUAGACCAUUUAGCUUUCUAUGUGGAGAGUUGGUGGACAAUUCGUUUUGUGAAGGUCCUUCUGCGAUACUUCUGUGUGAUGGAUAAGAAGAUUGUGUUGGAUGAGUCCCAAACAUUAGAAUUUGAGAAGGAGAAGUUGAAUAAUAACAUGAAUACAAUUGCUGACUACAAUAUUCGAUUUGUGAACACCUAUCUUGGAUACUUGUGUCAGCUGGAUAAGAACAAAGUGUUGGAUGAGUUCCAAAGGUUAGAAUUCCAGGAGGAGGUGUUGGAUGAUGAGAUGACUAUUGCUGACUGCAAUAUUCGAAAUGAAGAUCAAUUGGAAAUUGUCACUGUAAAAAAUGUCGAUGAAAGGUUGUUCUGGUUCAUGCGAUUCUUCUUCUUGGUCAAGGGAUUCUCCGCUGCUCCUUAUCUCCGUUUUAAAAUCUAG
Cryptomeria japonica (Japanese cedar) is the source of this 735-nucleotide messenger RNA. RefSeq lists its product as uncharacterized. NCBI's taxonomy places the organism in Eukaryota, Viridiplantae, Streptophyta, Pinopsida, Cupressales, Cupressaceae. Gene Ontology annotation, cellular component: cytoplasm; nucleus. The record is from RefSeq and is a predicted model, not a curated record. Gene Ontology annotation, molecular function: ubiquitin protein ligase binding; protein tag activity. The transcript has a single exon. The coding region runs from base 1 to 735 and encodes 244 amino acids. Gene Ontology annotation, biological process: modification-dependent protein catabolic process; protein ubiquitination.